AUGAAUGAGGAAAUAAAUACCGAUGAUGAGAGUGGUUUGAGGUUGGUUCCUACUUUGAACAUGUGUUUUGACACAAUGCAAGAAGCAAAGAAAUUUUAUUCUGACUAUGGGAGAAGAUGUGGAUUUGGCGUUCGAACGAGAACUUCAAAAAGGGAUGGCAACAACAUAGUGUAUUACUUGAGAUUGGUAUGUUCUAGGGAAGGUAAAUAUGUUUCCAGCAUUCGUCCAGAGGUCAAAACUCUUCCCAGUCAAACUAAUCAAUGCCCUGCUGGAAUAACCAUUGCACGAAAAGAUGAGAAAUGGUUUGUUAGGACUGUAGUUUUAUAUCACAGUCAUGAGCUGUGUCCACAAACCUCCAAUCUAAUCCGUGGUAAUAGGCAAUUGAACAUGCAUGCCAAGCACACUUUGGAAGUGAAUGAUGAUGCCGGUGUACGUAUUAAUAAGAGUUUCCUUAGCAUAGUUAGUGAAGCGGGUGGAUAUGAAAACAUGCAAUUUGUGGAGCGAGAUGCUAGGAACUUCAUUGGUCAACAUAGAAGGUCAUUGUGUAAGGAAGGUGAUGGACAAGCAUUGCUUCGGCACUUUUCAAAAAUGAGAGACCUAAAUAAUGAUUUCUUUUAUGACAUCGAGAUGGAUGAAGAUAAUAGAGUUACUAGUGUAUUUUGGGCAGAUGCUCGAAGCCGAGCUGCAUGUGAGGAGUUCGGUGAUGUCGUGUCGUUUGACACCACUUAA
Vigna radiata var. radiata (mung bean) is the source of this 729-nucleotide messenger RNA. RefSeq names its product protein FAR-RED IMPAIRED RESPONSE 1-like. NCBI's taxonomy places the organism in Eukaryota, Viridiplantae, Streptophyta, Magnoliopsida, Fabales, Fabaceae. The transcript has a single exon. The record is from RefSeq and is a predicted model, not a curated record. Bases 1 to 729 code for a protein of 242 amino acids.